Messenger RNA from Chrysemys picta bellii (western painted turtle), 8513 nucleotides. It is a transcript of the gene SPATA13, whose product is annotated as spermatogenesis associated 13. NCBI's taxonomy places the organism in Eukaryota, Metazoa, Chordata, Testudines, Emydidae. Gene Ontology annotation, molecular function: protein binding; guanyl-nucleotide exchange factor activity. The record is from RefSeq and is a predicted model, not a curated record.
GGAAGGCUACUUAUUGUGGAGUUCCCUGGGAGUUUUCACUCCCCUGUGAAAUCUGAUGUCUGGACCCACCCUCCAGAGCCUUGUUUGGAUUCAGUGGCUAUGAAGGUGACAGAUCAAAGGGAGCCGCAUCUCUCAGGAGAGUCCCCUCCUAACUUCUUUCCUUUUGAACAUGCAAGUGACCCAGGAUGUGGUGAUGCUGGUUGUUGGUGGGGACAGCGAGGAGCAGAUCUCUGAAGUGUUUUGUGGCUGAGCAAGACUUUACCUUUGUUUGGUGUUUUUCUUUUCCUUUUUUGAACUGCUUGUCUAAUGGCUAAACUGCUCCAGGGAUCAGCCCCGUAGCACUUAUCAGGAGUACUGGGAAAGAGUUUGUCUGUGAGAGCUGUCAUCACUCCCAACUUGGCAGUGCAGUCUGAAGAGCUCCGCUACAGUUCACACAGUAGAUGUGAAAACAAGGCAAGAAGAGGUGCAGUAGAUGAAGGGCUGGGACCUGGGACAACUGAGGAAAAUGGUAUUGUGGAUCUGAGCCAUAGCACCUUCUGCCCUCAUGCUAAUGGCACUGAAGACAUGACAACAUUUCAGAAUGGCUGCGGAAAUGGCACCACUGUUACCUGUAUAGUAAUGGAUAAUAAAGAACCAAGAAGUAUAACUAGCAAUGGGGGAUGCAAUAGCAACAACAGUGCUGAAGAGGAAAUACAAGAUGACCAUCUCAGCCCUUCAAAAAUCAUGCGCUUUUUCUCUACCCCUAGGAAACGAACUACCUCCAACUCGGAAAGGCCUCGUUCUCUGAUUGUGAUGGGCAGCUCUUCAACGUGGAAUGCUUUGUCUUCCAUUAGAAAAAUGGGAUCUUUCAAGAAAUUAAAAUCUUCAGUUCUUCAAGGAAUUCAGGCCAGAGAAAGCUCAGAUGUCUUAAAUGAGAACACUGUGGGAAAACAUGUCUCGAAUGGUGCAGUGGUGAGAGUUCAGACUAACCGGUAUUCUUAUUCAGGGCCUUUACAUGAUUCCCAUAAUGCAGUGGAUGGUUUGGCUUCUGAUUGCUCUGAUGUAGAGGAAAGUGAUGAUUCCUUCCUGAGGAAUACUCACCGAUCACGCAGUAUCAGACGCGCCUAUGGUGUUGGCCGCAUCAAUUUAUUAGACACCGAUAAAAUUCAGAGUCAGCAGAACUGCACGAGGCCAACGUCUCCCAUCACCCAGGAGCCAAAGAUCUGUGAAAUUUUAGUGAAAGAUCCUGAAAACAACAGGAUUAUCUACAGGAGAAGCAAAAGCACAGAUAGCUUAAACUUUCUGAAAAAGAGCUCGUUCAAACGAAAGUCCACCUCAAAUCUCUCUGACCUCAAGAUUGCAAGUGAAAAGCAAGUGCCACAAAGGACAGGAAGCACUUCCUCUGCUGACUCCGACAAAGCCAGUGGAAACCCAGAGAGACGGUCAAAACGCUGGAAGAGCCCUAUCAGAGCAAAGGAUUUUGACAGAGUUUUGAAACUUGUAAGCAAUGUUACAGAUGUUGCAUGGAAGAAAGAUGGUCCUAAGAGCACGAUGACUCCUCUGAAUGAACAAAACCAGAGAACAAGGCCAAACAGCAGACUACAUGACGACUACUCCCGCAGGGUUUCUAGUAGCAAUGAAAAUGACAGACGGAGGUGCAUUUCCCCUGUGUGCAGUCCAGAUUCUACCUUUUCUGGAACGCCGCAUCUUCAUAGUCCAACUGUUUCUCAGGAUACAGACACUGAAACAAAUGUAUUUACUGGUGAGACCAACAGCUUCAGGACAUUAUCAUGUGUCUUAGAUGAUGUCCGUUCCUCACACGCUUUUAACGACUUUAGUGCACUUCCUAAUGAAGUGUUUUAUGAAGACUCUGAUGAACCAAAAAGUACCAGCCAGUUUACGUGUGAAUCUGAGCAGCCUAGCAUUCCUCUUAGGCCCACUGCCCCUAAACCUCAGAGCCCCAGUGCUGAGAAGGUCAAGUGCAAUAUUAAUUUCCAUUGCCCGGAUCGUCACAGUACACUGUCACUGAGCUCAAUGGAAAGCGAGGAAAGAGUUGAGUUACCUGCUCCGAAGCUGGGGAGAAAUCCUGUUUGCCUCCAGGACUCAGUGCAAACUGGGUACUAUGAUGAUGGAAAUGAAGACAGUGGCAUAAGCAGCCACUCUCAGCUGAGCCUCAAUUUAGUUUCUGGUACCGAAGAAAAGAAGGAAGAGGUUGUUAUUGAUGACCAGUGGAGGAUGUCCCCAUCCCAGGAUGAAGAAAGAACAGAUGCACAAAAGUUCACUCCCAGAAGAUGGGGCUCUGGAAAAAGAUCUCGGCCAAGGCCACUUUCAGACUAUGGUCAGUUGGCAAUCAGGAGUCUCUCAAUACCAGAAGAUUCAGUUGCAGUGGAGUCUCAGAAAACAGACUGUGUAGAUGGUGAAAGUCAGCCUGGAUUGGCUUCUGUGGAGUCUACGGCUCAGAUCAGUACAGUAGGCCUCCAAAGAGGGCGAAAACGAAGACCCAUCUCUGUAAUAGGUGGGGUCAGUUUCUAUGGGAGCAGCCAGACAGAAGAAAUAGAAGAUCUGCUGACACAACCAAUAACACGGCCACCUGUUCCAGCCCACCAAGUUCCCCCAUAUAAAGCUGUUUCAGCCAGGUUCCGGCCCUUCACCUUUUCACAAAGCACCCCCAUUGGCCUGGAUCGAGUGGGACGGAGGCGGCAAAUGAGAGCAUCUAAUGUUGUUACAGAUGGUGGAACUGAAUCUUCUGCCUUAGUUGAUGACAAUGGUAGUGAGGAGGAUUACAGUUAUGAGGAGCUCUGCCAACCCAGCCCUAGAUACCUGCAGCCUGGAGGGGAACAGCUAGCAAUUAAUGAGCUGAUAAGUGAUGGCAGCAUGGUCUAUGCAGAGGCACUGUGGGACCACGUGACUAUGGAUGAUCAAGAGCUAGGCUUUAAAGCUGGGGACGUCAUCAGAGUCCUUGAAGCUUCCAACAAAGACUGGUGGUGGGGAAGAAAUGAAGACAAGGAAGCCUGGUUUCCAGCUAGCUUUGUCAGGCUACGAGUUAAUCAGGAAGAACUUGGAGAAAAUUGUGGUAGCAUCCAGGAUGAAGAGCAACAUGCAGAUGCUAGCAAACAUCGCCAAAAAAUUGCUGAAAACAAGGAUCAGAUGAGAACCAAUGUGAUACAAGAAAUAAUGAACACGGAGAGAGUCUAUAUCAAACAUCUCAAGGACAUCUGUGAGGGAUAUAUUCGGCAGUGUCGUAAACAUACAGGAAUGUUCACCGCGGCUCAGUUAAACACCAUUUUUGGAAACAUUGAAGAUAUUUACAAAUUCCAAAGAAAGUUUCUGAAAGAUCUUGAGAAACAGUACAACAAAGAGGAACCUCAUUUAAGUGAAAUAGGAUCCUGCUUUCUUCAACAUCAAGAAGGUUUUGCCAUCUACUCAGAGUAUUGUAACAAUCAUCCCAGUGCCUGCCUUGAGCUUUCCAACCUAAUGAAACAGAGCAAAUACCGUCACUUCUUUGAGGCCUGUCGCCUGCUUCAGCAGAUGAUUGACAUUGCUAUUGAUGGCUUUCUCCUUACACCUGUUCAGAAGAUCUGUAAAUACCCUCUUCAGCUUGCAGAGUUACUCAAAUAUACUACCGAAGAGCAUGGUGAUUAUAACAAUAUACAGGCAGCGUAUGAGGCCAUGAAGAAUGUAGCAUGCCUCAUCAAUGAGCGCAAACGAAGGCUGGAAAGCAUAGACAAGAUUGCACGCUGGCAAGUAUCUAUUGUUGAUUGGGAGGGGCAGGAUGUUUUAGCCAGAAGCUCAGAACUGAUCCACUCGGGCGAACUGACCAAAAUCUCAAAGCAAGGCAAAAGCCAGCAGAGGAUUUUUUUUCUUUUUGACCAUCAGCUUGUGUUCUGUAAGAAGGACCUGCUGCGACGGGACAUGUUAUAUUACAAAGGUCGGAUUGAUCUGGAUGAGAUGGAACUUGUGGACAUUGAGGAUGGCAAAGAUAAGGACUUUAACAUUAAUAUCAAGAAUGCUUUCAAAACUGUGAAUAGAGCAACAGAAGAGGUUCAUUUGUUUUGUGCAAAAAAACAGGAAGAUAAGAAAAGGUGGCUGGAGGCAUGUGAAAAUGAAAGGCGAAGAGUGCAGGAAGACAAAGAAAUGGGAAUGGAAAUAUCAGAAAAUCAAAAGAAACAAGCCAUGCAAAAUGCGAGAAAAUCAAGGCAUGGAAAAAUUAAAGGUAUAAGUUAUAAUGGAUGUCCCAUGCCUCCUCCACACCAGAGUUUACAUCCUAUUCAUCAACGCCACAUCACUGUCCCCACCAGCAUUCCACAGCAGCAGGUCUUUGCCCUGGCAGAACCCAAACGAAAGCCAUCCCUUUUCUGGCACACCUUCAACAAACUUACCCCAUUCAAGAAAUGAGAGGGCCAAAGUCAUUGGAAGGACGUUGGCUGAAAGAGAGAUGUCUUCCUGAGAAGAACCUUUGGGACAUAGUUGAACAUGUUUGAGCUGGAAAACCAUGAAUUCUCUCUUUUGGAGGUAAAGACCUAGCUCUGCCUGAGCCAAAAACAUCACCUUUGUCUAGAAGGAAAAUGAAGUUCAUGAGGUUCUAUGAUGAAGAAUCCAGAUGGUUCUGAAGUAAAUGUUGACAUGCGUCAAUAAGCAUUGCUAAUGAGGAGCACAUCACUUGGUGACGAAGGCAAAUUGCUGUUAUUCUAUGGUAGCAGCAUCUAAUCUCUCUUUUUAGUCGCACUGCAUUAAUGGUAGGGUCAUUUGAACAUUUCAUUUUUCUUAAUAGUGAAUUGAUGGCCAAAUUUAGGAUUAGGAAGGAAUUCUUCCCUCAGGGCAUAUUGGCAAGGGACUUUAGGAGAUUUUUCUCUUCCUUUGGAUCACUGAGCAGGGGGUCAUCCAUCAGGAUCAGGUGAGUGAAUCCCACCUGAUUUAACUUGAUGUGGAUGCAGAAACUAGUGGACCUUAACGCUUCCUGUCUUUUUCAAUGUUUCUUUACAUUUGCCAAAUGGCAAUAGGAAGUCCCGCAAGGCCUUAUCUUCUAGGUUAGAACAGAGACAUUUUUUGACUCCAUAUUACGGAAAAUGAACAAAAAAGACUGCAAGGAUUUAUGUAUUUACUGCAUACAAGGACUGGAAAGAGGAAGGACCCACCAAAUGAUUCUUUCCAACCAAGGCACCAUACUGCAUUCUAGUAUGCACUUCCAUAUACAUUUCAUUUCUUGCCCACACCUCUUAUCCUGUGACACUCUUCUCUGUAAUUCCAGUAUGCCUGUGUUUCAGUAUAAAAACUAAAGUGUUUUGUUUUUUUAAUCAAAUGAAGAUAAUGUGAACAUACAAAAAUGCAAAGUUAAGGAACCAUGAGAGACUGCUGGCACUAGAUAGCUUUGGUUAUACAAUUCACACUUUAAGUGGAAAGUUGUAUAUGGAUGGAAUUUAAAGUUUAUGAACUGUAACAAAAGUUUCCAUCAAGUUCCUGAAGCUGUCUUUGAUUCUGAGCCUCUUACACAUCAGUGAAGUGACAGUGGGUUUUUAUUACUUCAAAAUGCUAAAGAGAAGAUGCCACCAGUAUGGACAAAAGACGUUGGUGGAAUCAGAAAUGGGCUUUGACUGAGAACCAUCAGUUUCUCUUGGAGAAGGAUGACUUUUUUUUUUUUUGCGCUAAGGUCAGCUCUGGCCAGGAUCUGUAAUAUAUGGUUUGAUUUGAAAGAAUACCUUUAAAAAAAUCCAGUAUGAGAAAAUAGGAUCUUGGAACUGGCAGCACUGAUUUUUCCCAGUGGUCAUGUGUAGUUCUCAUUAAUGCUAAUGAGAGUUAUUAAAAAGUAUGGAGGAGAGACUCCAUAGGUUUCAGCACUGGUUUGUAAAGGAUUUAUUUCAAAUAUUUUACCAUUACAAGAUUCCUAUGCUGCUGAUUAGGGGCAUUAUCUAAUAAUAAAGGCAGUUCCAGGAGUGUUCUUUGACAAAUGAACAAAAUCUUCUUUGCCAUGAAUGUGUAAAAAUAUGUGAAGAACAAAUAAUAGGUUAAUGGGCAGGCAUCUUAUUGACAAUGUAAAAAGCCUUAUUUUAAACUCUGCUGUUGUUACUCUUUCUAUUUUUACUUGUAGCCAGUCUUGUAGAGUCCAAAAGUUGGAGUGUAAAAUAAUUUAAUAACCAUAGUAGCUUCUACAAAGCAUGAACAAGCUCACUGAGGAUGCACACCAAUAAAUGUUUGUCAAUAGAUGUGUUAGAAAAAUACUUACACUUCAAUUUUCGAUGAAUACAUACAUGACCUUUUACUAACAAGUGGUUUUAACUUUAAGUAAUGCAUUUUGGGAACAGUACAUUUGAAAUGCCUUCUGUACUUAGCUUAUCAACAACUGGGAAGAUCUGCUGAUGUUAAACUGAAUUGUCCAGUGUGUGGUAAACCUCAGUGCUUGUGCUUUUUUCCUAUUUAUUAGUAGAGUGAAAACUUGAAAUGUUUGAGAACUGCUUCAUGGCAGAUCAAAUUAUUCACAGGCAUUUUUUUUCUAAGCAAUGAUCCAAUUUGAAAAAAAGUGUGCGGGAAAGCCAGCGAAACAACUUGCUGGGUAUUUUUUUAAUGUCUGUAUAAUAUAAGCCAACUCCUUUCAGAUUUUUUAAAGAUAAUUCUGAAUGUUCAGUGUAAGUAUAAGGACUGUAUUUCCAGAUGAAGGAACCUAAACUUGUGCUUCCACUAAAAUGGGUAGCCAUGUUGUAUUUCUCAGUAGCCAUUUGUCUGCACAGUUGCCCAGUACUGCUGUACGAGUGCAAGUUACGCACAUGCAGUAGGCAAGCAGACGUUUUUGAAGUCCUAGCUUCACCACACACAUUUGGAAAGUUUUGCCCUAGACACAGGAAAAGACUCCUGGGCUGCAUUGUACACCCAGCUGUUCCUCCACCCCAUCAGCUUUCUAUGUCAUGCUGGCAUGAGCCUAAAGAGUUUGAGAGGCACAUCCAUGGUUACACACUUGUCUUAGAUAAAAACUAUUCCACUCCAAAAAGCUAGUCCCUGUGGCAAUACUGGAAAGCAAGUUAGAUUUCUGAAUGUACUUACUGGCAUGUGAGUACCUACAAAGACUCUUCUUUGCAUAGCGGUGCUUAGCCUUGGAAAUGAAGGCAAAGGUUUGAAUGUGCUUUUGGACGCACAAGUUCCUUUCUUCAGGAGAACCUCAUUCAUUUCAAUGAGAUGCAAGGCAAAGCAUUUCAUGAUGCAGAUUAUUCAGGAUAGGGUUUAUGUACAGUAUAUUGCAUAUGCAUCUGGUUUAUUUAUCAUGUUCUGAGUGUCUUUCCAUGCAGCCUAAUCUUGCACCAGGUGGGAAAAAGAGAGAUCAAUAUGGCAUGUUUAUGUACAUUUUAUUGGCUAAUUUAUUCAUCCGUGGUCUAAGAAUGUGCUCACCUGAUGGCAGAAUGACACAAAAUGGGCCAAAGGGAGACUCUAUCACAGGGUUUUGAAGAUAUCAUAGUUAAACACUCAGUUACAUUAUCCAACAAUCAAAGCACCUAUUAACCAAGAAGUUCAGCAUGAUUGUAGAGUCUUCAUGGGAGAACAGUUGCAAAUUAAAUAUGAUGGGUAGUAGUUUAUCAAAAUCUACCUUGAAAAGAACCUUGUCAUUGUCUGACUCCUGAUGAAAUGGCUUUUCAUGUGCAUAUCAAUAGAAAAAUCAGAAUUCAAUAGCUAUUAAUGUCAUCCUAUUUUUCUUUGCUUUAAGUUAUUUCAUGUUCUAAUGCAACAAUUAAGCACAGCUGUGCCUCAUGUAGGUAAAGCACAGGCUGGGGAGAGCCUUCCUUAUUACCUAUUGAGCAGAUAACCUCAGACUUUUAUGCUUGAAAAGCAUUAAAACAAUCUUCCUUGAAUGUGUUUCCUUUGGGUUGGGAUAAUGCCAAAACGUAACUGCAUCUAAGAGUUUUGAUCUUACUACAAAAUAAGUUUGUUUUACAAGUGGCUUUUGCCAUGCUGAAUUUCACAUUGAUUUUUAACAGUGAAAAGCAGUGAAGGAGUUUGAAGAUAGAAUACACGAAUAUUCCACAUUUAGUUAUUUUUUAAAUGAUCAUAACUUGGAGUUUGGGAGCCAAAGGUUCUUCGCCAUAACAAAUACAUUACCUUUCAUUGACUGCCUUUCUUUUUCUAUGUCUGUGGCAUUUGUAUUUACGAGAUGCCUUCUGAAUGAUCCUGUAAUUUAAGACUCUUUGUUGUAAAUAUUAGAGAUGACUUGCAUAUGUAUUUUACUUGACAAAUGUUUUUGUAACAUUUUAUCUUAUGUACAUGCUUUGUGCAUCUUACCAUCUGCGUGCUGUUACAUGUAAAUCAAGUGUCAUGGCUACAGAACAGAUGAAUUGGCUGUUGACAGCUAAAGUACAAUGUAUAGGACUGCGGUGACUUGUUCUGAAGUAAUCAGUGUGUUGCAAGAUUUAUUUCCGCUUAAUACGUGGUUUGUCAAAAUGAAUCUAUUUUCUGGAAAUGAGUACAAACCUACAUUUGCAUUAUUUUGUUCUUACUGUAUGUUUUAAUUAAAUAAUGGACAAAACUGAUAUUCCUCAGCAGUUUGUCUUAUAAAA